Messenger RNA from Pleurotus ostreatus (oyster mushroom), 1833 nucleotides. RefSeq lists its product as uncharacterized. The coding region runs from base 1 to 1833 and encodes 610 amino acids. Lineage: Eukaryota; Fungi; Basidiomycota; Agaricomycetes; Agaricales; Pleurotaceae. The record is from RefSeq and is a predicted model, not a curated record. The transcript is spliced from 6 exons.
AUGUUCUCGAAGUCUUUCGUCGCCUUUGUCUUCGCCGGCGUCCUCGCCAACGCUCUCCCGGCUGUCCCCACUUCCCCGGAAGUUAAAGGCGUUGCAGUAAACGAGCGAUCGCUCAAUGGCAACACGUUCCAAACGAGAGACUUUGAUAGCCGCACUGAUGCUUCGGUGGGAAGCCCGCCCUUGGCCGUGCCUGAUGUGUCUGUCGUCCCACAGGCAGCCAACUCUGUCUUCAACGAUCACACGAAGAAGAGUCACACUGGCAAGGACAAAAUGAACAAGACCCGGGAUAUCCCCACUGGACCAAUUUUGGAGAAGAAGGACACUGCGGCCACAGCUGAGAAGCAGGCUGGCGGUUACUUCCCUGGAGGCUACGGCGGAGGCUACGGAGGUUACAAACGUGAAGAGGCUGCCACCGCUGAGAAGCAAGCAGAGCAAGCCAGCAACUAUGGCUACGGUGGCUACGGAGGAUAUGUUGGAGGCUAUGGCGGUGGAUACGGCGGCUACAGAGGCUUCGGCCGCUACAAACGCGAGGAGGCUGCUACUCAAGCUGAACAAUUCGGCGGCUUCUACGGCGGUUACGGUCGAGGAUAUGGCCGGGUUCGCUACGGUGGCUACAAGCGCGAGGAAGCUGCCACCGCUGAAACGCAAGCCGAGCAAGCCAGCAACUACGGAUACGGUGGAUACGGACUAUACAGAGGAUACAGAGGGUACGGAGGGUACGGCGGCGGCUAUGGCGGAUACAAGCGCGAGGAAGAGCUCACCAAGCGCGGGGAGGCUGCUACUCAAGCUGAACAAUUCGGCGGUUUCUACGGUGGAUACGGCCGCGGAUACGGUCGAGGCCGCUACGGCGGCUAUAAGCGCGAAGAAGCUGCCACCGCUGAAACGCAAGCCGAGCAAGCCAGCAACUACGGAUACGGUGGAUACGGACUAUACAGAGGAUACAGAGGGUACGGAGGGUACGGCGGCGGCUAUGGCGGAUACAAGCGCGAGGAAGAGCUCACCAAGCGCGGGGAGGCUGCUACUCAAGCUGAACAAUUCGGCGGUUUCUACGGUGGAUACGGCCGCGGAUACGGUCGAGGCCGCUACGGCGGCUAUAAGCGCGAAGAAGCUGCCACUGCUGAGACGCAAGCUGAGCAGGCCAGCAACUACGGCUACGGAGGAGGAUACGGCGGCGGCUAUGGAUACGGCGGCUACGGCGGCUACGGGCACGGGGGCGGCUAUGGAGGCUACAAGCGCGAAGAAGCUGCCACUGCUGAGACGCAAGCUGAGCAAGCCAGCAACUACGGCUACGGAGGAGGAUACGGCGGCGGCCAUGGAUACGGCGGCUACGGGGGCUACGGCUACGGGGGCAGAUUUGGCGGAUACAAGCGCGAGGCCGAGCCCACCAAGGAGAAGCGCGAGGAAGCUGCCACUGCUGAGACCCAGGCUGAACAAUUUGGCGGUUAUGGCGGUUACGGCUAUGGUCGAGGAUACAGAUACGGCGGCUAUGGAGGCUACAAGCGCGAGGAAGCUGCCACUGCUGAGACUCAGGCUGAACAAUUUGGCGGUUACGGCGGUUACGGCUAUGGUCGAGGAUACAGAUAUGGCGGCUAUGGAGGCUACAAGCGCGAGGAAGCUGCCACUGCCGACACUCAAGCUGAACAAUUCGGCGGAUACGGCCUCGGUCGAGGAUUCGGUCGUGGCCGCUACGGGGGCUACGGAGGCUACAAGCGUGACGCCGACGAGACUCAGAAUGCUCAAGACGCCGACGCAGCUGAUGUCGAGACAGUCGCCGAAUCAGAAACCCACACUCCAGAAACCCGAUCAACACCUUCCAUCGCUGACUUGGACUGA